Molecule: messenger RNA, 903 nt
Organism: Kalmanozyma brasiliensis GHG001
Lineage: Eukaryota; Fungi; Basidiomycota; Ustilaginomycetes; Ustilaginales
Product: Phosphatidylethanolamine-binding protein PEBP
Exons: 1
Coding region: 1-903 (300 amino acids)
Source: RefSeq, a predicted model, not a curated record
AUGGUCUUCUCCAAGGUCUCGCUCCUCACUACCGCCGUGCUCGCUCUGGGCUCGGCCGUCUCGGCCCAGAGCAGUAACUCCACCGCCUCGUACGAGCAGGUGGCUCGCAUCCAGCUCACCUUCCCUGCGGCCGAUCUCACCCCUGAACCCGUCCAGGCCUCGUGGCUCGACAUCCAGGGUGUCCUCAACGUCACCUUUGGCGACGUUGCCGUUUCGCGCCUCGGCGACAAGCUCACCGUUGCCCAAGUUCAGAGUGCGCCUGCCUUCCGCAUUAGCGCUCAGACUGCUGCGGCGGCCAACGCAUCGCUCUUUGGCAACGACAAGCGCUUCACCGUCGCCUUCCUCGACGCCGGCGUUGCGGGCAAGAACACCUCUACUGAGGUUUUCUGCCACUACCUCGGCAACAACUUCACCUGGGACGCCUCCACUGGUCGUCUGCGCAACCAGACCGCCGCUCGCGUCGCCUACGGUGCGCCUCUGCCCGCAACCAACGACGGCCCGCACCGUUACAUGCAGCUUGUCUUCCAGCAGUUUGACAACUUUACCGCCCCCGCCAUCCCGGCUGCCAACGCGCCCAUCCAGACGCUCGAGCUCCAGGACUAUUACAACAACGCCGACGGUGGCUUGGGCAAGAUUGUUGCGGCCAACUACAUUCAGAUCGAGGUCGGCCAGGCGGAUGCUCCUAGCUCGACCGCUGCGGUCAACCAGGCAAGCGUUACGAGCCUCGCUGCUAGCUUGAGCAGCGCUGCCGCGACCGGAGCUCGUUCGUCCUCCGCUCCCGCCGCCAGCGGGUCGGGCGGCUCGUCGGGCUCCAACGCCGCCCCGUCCCUGAUGGGCGGCGCUUCGAUGGCCGGUAUUGUCGCCAUGGGCUCGGCUGCCCUCGUUGGCGCUAUCGUGCUCUAA